AUAUUAUUUGAUAACAUGUCACCUUUAGUGAGUGUUAGUGUGUGUAAUAGUGAGUGUGGUUGGAGCAGUGAUACGUGGCGCUGGGGAGGGAGAACGGGUGGCUGGCUGGCUGGCUACAUUGUUUUGGUCAACACUGGUCAGUCUUGCCCCACACGCUCUUUUAACCAGUGUUUCCGUAUUCCCGGCAGUUUUUCCCUGUACCGAGCACCGCCAAGCAGCACCAGAGAGGCACGAAUAUCAUCAGCGAAUGCUGAAGAUAACGGUACCGCAGACCAGACGUGGUGGUUGAAAGGUCUGGGAACACAACGACAGGCUCUGUGCUGCGAAAUAUCCGUCGGCAACAUGUCUGUCCAGAUUCACGAGUUUAAUGUUGAGAUGACAUGUGAGGGCUGCUCUGGUGCUGCCAAGAGGGUACUUGGUAAACUUGGAGAUAAAGUUUCAAAUGUUGACAUUGACCUUGGGAACAAGAAAGUGAUUGUCACCAGUGCCUUGACGCCUGAAGAGCUGACAGAGACCCUCAAGAAGACAGGGAAGGAAGUCACAUAUGUAGGAUCAAAGAGCACUUAAUCUUUUAUUUACUGUUCUUAGAUAAUUUUAUAUUUUUGUCUCUCUAUUCUUUAAAUUGUACUAUGUUGGAAGUCACAUAUGUUGGAUCAAAGAGCACUAAAUCUUUUAUUUACUGUUCUUAGAUAAUUUGAUAUUUUUUGUCUCUCUAUUCUUUAAAUUGUACUGUGUUGGACCAUGAGAUAUAACCUUCUCUGUCAACCUCUUCAUUUUCAAACCUAUGAUGGAUAAUUCUGAUUCAGUCUAACUAAUUACUUGCAUUAGUAAUUAUUUGUUUUAAUGAGCUUUAAAAGUUUUAAUGGAGUAGGGAGGAUGGGCAAGCACAAAGUUAAGUUAGGGUAUAGUCUUAACAGUUUUGAAGAUGGUGUGAGUCUUGUUUGGGGAUGAUAAGAAACACCAUGUGACCCUUUUUGGUAUUCUUGACAAGAUUAUGAUGUUUCGGAUAGUUGUACGUACUUUCAUUGACAUGGUAGACAUGAAAAGAAGCACCACAAAGCAUUGCCCUUAACAAGCAGCAGCCAAGCACCAAUAUCAAAAAUAUAUUUACAGAAUGCAGUUGAAAGUUGUAAUGUUAUGAACAUUUGAUAAUGAAAACAGUUAUAUGAAAACUUAAUCUUGUAAAAAUGAACAUGGCUAUUGCAUGGACACGCAGAAUUAUAACCUGAUGUUUUAAUGAAAUUAUUAGAUUGAACAAAAAAUAAAGACAGCAUUCAAAUAAUUGGUCACCAAUAAAUGGAAGGCAGCUGCAUUUUCUGUUUUAGAUUUAAAGUUACUUGUAAUCACCUUUUGAAUUCAAUAAAUAAAACUGAUUUAUUAUUC
Messenger RNA from Scylla paramamosain (green mud crab), 1383 nucleotides. RefSeq lists its product as uncharacterized. Bases 16 to 567 code for a protein of 183 amino acids. NCBI's taxonomy places the organism in Eukaryota, Metazoa, Arthropoda, Malacostraca, Decapoda, Portunidae. Gene Ontology annotation, cellular component: cytosol. Gene Ontology annotation, molecular function: metal ion binding; copper chaperone activity. The transcript is spliced from 4 exons. The record is from RefSeq and is a predicted model, not a curated record. Gene Ontology annotation, biological process: copper ion transport.